This is a messenger RNA of Cotesia congregata, 1134 nucleotides long. The record is from the annotation of a GenBank genome assembly. NCBI's taxonomy places the organism in Eukaryota, Metazoa, Arthropoda, Insecta, Hymenoptera, Braconidae.
AUGUCUACUUACGCCAAAAGACUCUCAAUAAAUCAGCGAUAUUCUUCCUGGUCCCGGAUCGCCCCGGGAAUUCCGAAGAUAUUAUUAUAUCUACUCACUUCUUAUCGACUCGCCAUGGAGUCACUAUCACGCCCGUUAGUUUUUCUUCUCAUUAUAUUGGCUUUAGAAAAUGUCGGCGUUGACGGACAUGGCCGUAUGAUGGAUCCGCCUUCCAGGAACAGCAUGUGGCGCUUCGGAUAUCCCAAUCCGGUAAAUUAUAAUGACAAUGAAUUGUUCUGUGGAGGUUAUGCAGUUCACUGGGUCCAAAAUGAGGGAAAAUGCGGAGUUUGCGGUGACGCUUAUCAUUUAAGUCAUCCUAGACCUCAUGAAGCGGGUGGUGAAUUCGCAAGAGGAACUAUUGUUAGACGUUACACCGCUGGACAGGACAUCGACGUCGAGAUAGAACUAACAGCGAACCACCAAGGCAGAUUCGAACUUAACCUUUGCCCACACAACAAUCCUUCCCAACGAGAAACUCAAGAGUGUUUCGACAAGUACCCUCUGUACUUAUCAGGAACACGAGAACCGGCGUUUAUUAUCCCCGAAGACAGCCCAAAGAAGGCGAUAUUUAAUUACAGAGUAACACUGCCUCCGUACAUAACCUGCUCUCAGUGCGUUAUCCAGUGGAAUUAUCUGACAGGUAAUAUGUGGGGUACCUGCGAGAAUGGAACCGAGGCCGUUGGUUGCGGAAAACCGGAAACUUUUCGCAAUUGCGCGGAUGUUAAUAUUGUAACAAGUACUUCGGGAGUCCCUCCGAUGUUUGUCCACCAGUACAAUCCCUUUCUAUUGUACUAUCAGGACUACCGUACUUCUGGUAGCAAUAAUAAUAAUAACGAUAAUGUAUAUCCGCUGGUUAUCAGAGCUCAGACUUGCCAACCGACAAAACUUUACCGCUUCAUUCCCGGUAUGAAUGAUUGGUGCCUUGAAAACUGUCUUCGCUAUCCGCCUAAUUGUCCACAGACUGUUUGUUCUUGUCCAGAACAAUGCGACGCUGUUGGCGAAUUCAGUGGAAGAAAAGGCGCUGAUGUCUAUUGUAUGGAUAAAUGCCUUGUCAACCCGCCAGAUUGUCCGGCUGAUCGGUGUCAAUGCUACUAA